Haemonchus placei is the source of this 318-nucleotide messenger RNA. The record is from the annotation of a GenBank genome assembly. Lineage: Eukaryota; Metazoa; Nematoda; Chromadorea; Rhabditida; Trichostrongylidae.
CUGAAUGAGCCGGAACCGGGAGUAGCCCCAACAGAUAGCCGGCUACGACCAGAUCAACGGCUUAUGGAAGAGGGCAAAUGGGACGAGGCUAAUAGUAAAAAGCUUGAGCUCGAAGAAAAACAGCGAGCCGUGCGGAGAAAACGUGAAGCACAACUAGAGAAAGCCAUGCAACAAGGUCUGUCGUACGAAGAAUAUCAGCCAAAAUGGUUCCAAAAAACUCAGGAUGAGAUCACAGGCACACUUAUUCAUAAGUAUCUCGGCGAGUAUUGGGAAAAGAAAGAACAAGGCGACUGGUCGGGUUGUCCAACAAUAUUUUGA